Carassius gibelio (silver crucian carp) is the source of this 3328-nucleotide messenger RNA. RefSeq lists its product as uncharacterized. The transcript has 2 exons. Bases 244 to 501 code for a protein of 85 amino acids. The record is from RefSeq and is a predicted model, not a curated record. NCBI's taxonomy places the organism in Eukaryota, Metazoa, Chordata, Actinopteri, Cypriniformes, Cyprinidae.
UUUCUCUCUGCUCUUGUUUCGUCUCCUCGGGUCUGUCUCAUUCUCGUCUCGCUGUUGAUCCGUCUCUAAAUGAUCGCAGACGCACAUCAGAUGUUGAGGAUUCAUGUAUCUGGAGGCUGGAGCUGAACACGAUGUCAUUUAGAUGUAAAUAGGUUACCCCGGUGGGUGGACAGAGACGACACGGAAAGCUAGCUUACCCGACCAUCCUGGAGCUUUAGAUAUUGUUCUGAUAAACAAAUCAUCAUGGAUCUGUCGUUUAUGGCCGCGCAGAUCCCCGUGAUGACAGGAGUCUUCAUGGACUCUUCGCCUCACGAUGACUACAGCACGGAUCACUCUCUCUUCAACUCCUCUGCUAGCGUCCACGCCGCCGCUCUGGCAGCUCACAACCAACAGGAGGAGCAGCAGCCCAUGUCCCGGGACGCCAUCUGGCUGUGGAUCGCCAUCACCGCCACCAUCGGGAACAUCAUAGUGGUGGGCGUCGUCUACGCCUUCACGUUCUGACCUCUGGAACGAAACCAGCUGAACUUUGGAGACAUAUUCGGCUUUGAGGGCCCCUCGUCAGACGAACAGUGUCUGAAAAAAAAAAAAAAUCUACACUUUUUUUUGUUGUUUAUUUGUUUGGUUCCAGAAAUGAUUUUUGAUUCAUUGUCAGUUUCAUGUUGAAAACUUUUUAACUAGAUUGUUUAUAGCUAAACAAGUGUAACGUGAGGGAAAAUGGCAUAUUUCAUUAUUAUAAUAAUUUAUUUUUUUCUCUGAAUGACUAAUACUGCCAGACUUCUGCCAAAUAAUUUGUACGUUUUUGCUUUUAGUAUGUGAUGACAAAUGUUGUUAUUAAGCUUUAAAUGUCUAGAGGGCAAACACUACUCUCUGAAAGUCAUCCAGCAACCUUUUUAAAGCAGCGAUUAGAAAGUUGAAAUGAAUCCCAAACCCAUUUUGGAAAGGUAACCAUAAAAUAAUGUAAAUACAGGAAGUGCCCAGAACAGGAAAUUAAACUUUAUUAUUAUUAUUAUUAAAGAAUUUUAACCUUGGUCAGAAUCAGAGAUGACAAGCGAUGAAAGCACUUAUUCAUGGGGCAUUUAUACUCAUUGUUUGAUUUAUUUAUUUAUUUGUUGUUGUUGUUUGUUUUUGUUUAUUUUUGUCUUUUUAUUUCACCCGAGCAUAUGACCAUUCGGAGACAAUCUCUUCUCUUAAUUCUUUGCAUGGUAAAACCACCACUUUAGUUGAGGAAAAGGUUCUGUUUAACAUUUAAGAAAUACACCUCACAAUCAUUUUAAUUAAAACCUGCACACCAGUGAAUGGUUUUAUACCAAUAAAUCAUUGCUUUCCCUUAGUUGAGGGUGACAGGUCCAGCUUGUAUUUAGAAGAGGUCAAAGCCUUGCUUUUAAUGAGCUCAGCAUAAAAGGUGGGGUUGCUAUGGCGACUGUCUCAUGCUGUCUGGGAGAAAGUGGCUACGACUUCCCACAUCACACACCUGCAAACAUCUUUACUGCCUGCUGGCACACAGCAACUGUCCAAACAAACACACGUAUGAAGAGAUGUGUGUCUUCACUUCUUCUUUUCAAUUUUCUUUAUUUGGAGUGUUUCAAAGCCUUAAUACACCAAUGAAACAUAUGACUAGACCAAUAGUUUUACUUAAAAUAAACCAAUUAAAUUAACCACUCCAGGUUUGCUUAUGCAGGUUAGUGCUGGUCUGGCAAGGUAACCAACAUGAUCUUUCUAAAGAAACUAGAUGACAAGGUUAAUCCAAGUUCUCCCAAAAAUUAAAUUUGGCUGAAAAUCUAAUACUCCUCAGGCCAUCCAAAAUGUAGAUGAGUUUAUUAAUUCAUCAGAACAGAUUUUAGAAAUUUACAUCACAUCACAUGCUUACCAGUGGAUCCUCUGUGGUGAAUGGGUGCCGUCAGAAUGAGAGUUCAAACAGCAGAUAAAAACAUCACAAUUAUCCACAUCAGUCCAGUGCAUCAACUAACAUCUUGUUUCUGAGAAACAAAUUAAUAAUUAUAAUAUUUUCAUCUUCAAAAUGUUGCUUCCAGCUAAAAUUUGGUUCCUAAUGUUGCUUUCUCCAGGAAAAUCAUCUCGUCUGAAUCAGGAGAGUAAUAUGCACAGCUCAAGAAAGCAAAAAAAUAAAUUAAUUGAAACCGUUCCAAACAAAUGUGUUUAAGCAAUGUAUCCAUUACUUUGGACUUAUGACUUGAUGAUGAUGUUGUUAUCAGCAGUUUGAACUCUCAUUCUGACGGCACCCAUUCACUGCUGAGGAUCCAUUGGUGAGCAAGUGAUGUAGUGCUAAAUUUCUCUAAAAUUCAAACUGGCGUCCCUUCAUAUGAUAAUGCUGGUCUUUUCAGUAGUGAACAGCAGAAACACCUUUUAUUUUAUUAUUUUAAGAACUAAAUCAGUUCUGUUUUAAUUCUUAUCAUGAAACUGUCAAAUGUUUUACAAGACUUCUAUAAGUCAACAGGUGUCCUUUAAGGUGUUUGACCAACUAAAAACAAGAAGGUCUAGAAGUUAAUUAAUUUUGUAAUUUUUUUUAAUUUUACAAACCAAUUCUUUUCAGUGCAAAACAUGAAGGACAAUUACUAAUUGAAUCGAUAUUGACCAGAAAGUUUUCAGACUGUGACGGUCACUCUGUUGAUCUGAUCAGUGGACUUCGGACCUUAAUUAGGCUGACUGGUAUAAUGAACCAGUUUUAGCUAUGGUUCUGUGGGAUGAAAUGCACUGGGACCAAGCCGAGAUGAUCAUCAAUCAUCUUCUCUGCAGUGGAUUGCACUAGGAAAUGGAGUUGAAUAUAUGCUGAACUGGAAAAUGGCCUUCACUUUAUCAUUGACUAUGAUUUAUGGACUGGGAGGUCUCAUGUCGGUAUGUAAAAAAUACUUAUCAGAUAAACGCUUAACUGCCACUAUGAAGUUUGAUGAAGAGCUGAUUGUUAAUUUUGGUUUAUAAUACACUCUAAUUAGAAAUACUAUUGAAAUGUCUUUCAAAGUCUCUUUUCGAUUAAGUAAAUAAGCUGCAUUUUGCUGGUACCAUUGCAGUUCCUAAUAGAGGAACAUCUGUUAUUUAGACUAGCUCAAAUCACAAUCUUCAAACCACAGUAAACCUUCAUUUAGAAGUGUGCUGUGAAGUAACAAACUAUUUUCUGCUCAGCAAACAAUGUUGAUAUUAAGAUUCUUAGUCAAAGUGCUGUCUGUUGUUGUUGAGAGGUCUUUAUAGAGGCCUAAACUCUAUUGUAGAAAAUGAACACUGGUGUGUUCAGCUCAAUUCUGCUUCACUUGCACUGCAACCUGUUUCUUUUUGUAUUGAAAAACUACUGUUGAAUUAAACGACUCGUUGAACACCA